This is a messenger RNA of Amoebophrya sp. A25, 1272 nucleotides long. Lineage: Eukaryota; Dinophyceae; Syndiniales; Amoebophryaceae. The record is from the annotation of a GenBank genome assembly.
CUUUACUGUGGCGCGACAACAUGCAUGUUUGCGACCUCGGAGAUCUGGGCACUUUGGGGAAGACUAUUGGACUUUGACAUGUGUACGCCCUUCGUGAUCCCCAUCGCGGAGCUCAACUACAUCCUGAACUUUCGCGGGUUCUACAGCACAACUCCUGUUUUCAAUGUGGAUGAACAGGGAGUUAUGAACACUGGAUAGACAUGAAAAUUCGGAAAAAGUUUGUGCCACAGUAGGCAGAACAUUUUUUGGUGUAGAUGAAACUGAACCGAGCGUGCAAAACACUCUCAGUUCCCUAAAUCAUGAAUGGUUGUUUUUCUACUUCCUUUAAAUACAACCGCUCCUCAACUUAUUUUUCCGUCAAGACCUGCUCCCCAUCUUAAAAGCCAACAUCAUCACUGUCAUCAUCCUCUCUCCUCUCUAAUCCCAUACUCGAGGGCCCUCUCCCGGCAAGUGGCUUGCAUCCGCAGGAUGAGAAUGACGUGGUCGCUGGACAUCAAGCCUUGCCUGAAUCCGUGAGCAAGAUGGAAGACUUGGCAAAAGAACUCGUGGUUACUCACAAGGGCAUUUUGCUGCGUCGUACCUGCUACGUCGCUAGACCCGAUGAUCUAUUGUAGAAGUGUUAAUAGCUGCACUGCGACUUCUUCGACGUAGAAGUACAUGAGGACCAGACGAGGUAGAAGUUGUGGAGCCCAGUGGUCGUGUUGUGGAAGAGUCUGGGUACAGUCAUGAGAUCGAUUGAAGAUACAACUUUGCAAUUUUUGUUCUACUAGGAGAACACAUCUUCAAAAGUUCAAAACUACUCGUCUUGUUGGUGGAGCUGAUGGUGGUGCUUGAGUACGACUACAUGGAUUGGUUGAAGUGUAAUUACAUGCCAUAUGGAUAUGCGUAUCUUGUAAAAAAAAACAAAUUGUACAUAAUCAAAAAUAUGAAUCACUUAUAACUUUCCACCUUGCGAAAUAAUCAACUACACAAACAUUUCCUUCUCUUGAUGUCAUAGAAGCUGUUGCGGGCUGUGCAUAAUCUGUUACAUAUGAAUUGAAAAACAAGCACUUUAUCCACAUGCAAAAUGGAGUUGCGUCUAAGUCAUCGAUUCCACACGAGAAUGCUAGUUUAAGUCCUCAGUUUGCAGUUCGAUUUCAGCAAUUUAAAAGGCUUCGGCUUUGCGCACAAAGAUAUUUGUAUUCGUCCUCCACUUGAUGGUGCUAAAAAUCAUUUCGCUCCUGUUGUGCGAGAGAAGGUUCAACACACCCGAAUGAAGAAGCUCUCAUCUUC